Messenger RNA from Polistes dominula (European paper wasp), 3689 nucleotides. RefSeq lists its product as uncharacterized. NCBI's taxonomy places the organism in Eukaryota, Metazoa, Arthropoda, Insecta, Hymenoptera, Vespidae. Gene Ontology annotation, molecular function: protein binding; protein tyrosine phosphatase activity. The record is from RefSeq and is a predicted model, not a curated record. Gene Ontology annotation, biological process: protein dephosphorylation.
AUUUCUUUUUUCUAAGAAAAAAUAAUAUUUGCAAUGGUAUUUCAAAUACACACAAUUUAUCAUGAACAAAGACCAUUACUUAUCUCGAAGGAAGCGUGGUUUUAUUCGUGAUARUUAUGAGUAAUAUAAUAUUUCUAGUGUUCACUCACUCGGCAUCCGUUUUUUCAUUUAAUGUUUUACCCGUUAAYGUUUAACAUUAUCUAAAAUAAAACAAAAAAAUUGACGCGAGUGAGAUUAAUCCUGAGUUUCAUUAAAAAAUGUGCAAUAUGAAAGUUUUAAUUACUAUAAUCAUUCAUUUUCAACUGAGUUAUGCAUUCGAAAAUUUAUUGAUCCUUCGAAAUAUGAAUGACAACUGGACAAAUUUGAUAUGCGCAUCCAAAGACGACGGAAAUGCACUCGUAUGGAAUAUGCCAUUAAUUGAUUCUCAAAAUUGGAAACAAAGCUUUGAUUUCUGUACUACUAAUAGUCCAAAUGAGAAUUGUAUAAAAGAAAGUAAUUACGAUUGUCCAUUUCAUUUGUAUCGACAAUGUACGUGGAAUAUAAGUCAAUGGAAUAUUGAUAAUACUUGGUWUAAACCAAUGGGACCGGUAUUGGAUAAUCGUUGGGAACAUUUCAAGGAAUAUGAUAAUUUUAAAWAUUCUARCAWUACAUAUAAAUUGGAUCGUAUUGGUUACUUCAAUAAAACCGAUUCCGUCGUAUUUUCCGUUCGUGCUGCUGCCGACGUACACGCGGUAUUAUGCGAUGAURAAAACUAUCAAAGUUCUUUUUGUUAUUGGAUCAUUAUCGGUGGAUGGGAAAAUACUAAGUCGAUUAUACGAAAAUGUCCACAAGGUUUACCAUCGGAAUAUCCAUUGCCAGGAWCUGAUUGUUCUAUAAUGAGAGAUWAUAACACCGUAAGCAUUUGAAAAUACUUUUAUCGUUAUSAAAAKGAAUUAAAUACAAUUCGUAUUAUUUAAUAGGAUUUUAAGUUGAAUCCAAACGAAUGGAAACACUUUGUAUUAAAAUGGAACAACGUAAYGAGAAAGAUAACUYUAUAUAAUAAACAAAAAAUCCUAUUAGAAUAUGUGGAUGAAAAACCUGUUCCAAAUAAUCACGAUAGGUAUUAUCUCUUUUAUAAAAGUUCACAACCGAUGCUUAUUCGAUAUCACAURUAUGAUUAUAUUUAUACGAAUGAAWUAAAUGCUGUCCUAACUAGUMSUAAAAUACCUUACAAAAAUUYAUUCCUUUGUUUCGAAUUUUCUAUUGGUCUGUGUGAAAAUUGUAAAAUAAAUAUCACUAUGAUAUUAUUCAAUGAUGACGACGUUAMUAAAGAAAUAAAUACACGAAUUUAUAAAGGAUACAAAGRAAUUCAUGAAUUAACAACGUGGCAAUAUGUUCAAAUUAAUACAACAUUUUCAUCUAAUGACWAUAAAUAUGUAAMAAUUCAAAUUACACCAAUGAUCGAUGAUAARARUGAUAAGGGUUUUUGGGCAAUAGGAAAUAUUCGAGAGUGYCCUUCGUUAGAUGCAACGAAACGCAGUAAGUUGAUCGUUUAUAAGUUAAACAAAAAUUCUUUUGAUCCCUCUCAGCAUAAUGUAUAUUGUGAAAAAAUGUCAUACGAACGUAAUCAAAUAGUCAACGCUUUUCUAAAAACAUCAGAAUUCGGAAACAAUGAUUUUGAUUGUCCAAACGGAACRUUAUGUUCAAAAUCUUGUGGAGAUAUUUCGCAAUAUUUUAAUAAAAAUUGUGAAAAUACAGUAAUUUGUACAAAAAUGGGUUGUACUUGUUACAAUGGUUUAAUGGGCAACCAAUGUGAGAAACUGAUCGAUGUACCACCACCACCUAUUAUCAAUUUUAUAAAUAAAACAUACCUUAGUGUUAGUCUUAUUGCAAGGGAUGAAUAUAAGGAAACGAUAACCGAAUACUGUUUUGUCAUUCAAAAUAAUAGGAACACUUUGAACGAAAAUACCUGUACAUAUAAGACUGUAUUUCCAAAUACGACUACUUUAGAAAGUGAUUUCAAAUUUUUAGAACCAGGGAUAAAUUAUAAUGUAUCGUGCAAAUUACGCGUUGGACAAGAGAAAUUUAUUAUAAAAGGUUUAACAAACAAUUUUAUUACACCCUGCGAUGCUAAGGCACACUUUAAUAUUGAAGCUAAUGAUACUUAUUUAACAAUAACUGGCAAUAAUCUAUUAAAUAAUAACGAAGAAAUCAAUUAUUCAUGUCCAUGGUCUUGGUACAAUUUGUUAAUUUAUCAACAAAAUAAUACGAAUAAUACAAUUUAUGAAGGAAAUAUCAAUAAAAUUCCAUUAACACUUCAAGUUCUACCUGGCACCGUUUACAACGUUUACUUAAGUGAAAAUAAUACAAAUUUCUUAUCAACAAUUAUUUAUACUGAUGAUGGGGAACCUUCGGAAGUAACCGAUGUACAAAUUAAGAAACAGUCUGACGAUCAAGUAUACAUAGAAUGGAAACCACCAGAAAGACCAAAGGGGAAAAUUCAAACUUACGAAAUCACGUUAAUGGUUGAUAAUUAUUAUGGAUGUGCAAAUUAUAAUCAAUCUAUCAUCUCGAAAUACAACAAAACAACAUAUACAUCAAUGACAAAUGUUACGUUUUCCAAUAUACCUCCAUACGCAAAAUAUAUAUUAACAAUUGUUGCAUAUAAUUCGAAGAAAGGUUUGGAAAUAAAAAGAAGUUUUGAUAUGAAAGUUACAGAUAUUCCAAGAUCUAAACUUUCUAAUUUGAAAUAUGAAAAUAAUCGAAUUACUUGGGAYAAACCAAUAGAUUGUACGACUAUUUCAGGAUCUAUUGAAAAAACGAGAYUAAUAUUUACAGGACUUAGCGAGGCUGUAAGACAUCAAAAAGAUAUAAAUGAACAAACUGCAUAUUCAUAUUUCAAUCUCAMCAAAUUAAAUUUAAACAGUUACGAAAAAUAUAAAGUACAAAUUUUUCCUAUACGAGAUUAUKKCAAACCCYAUAAUAAUAGUGCUGGCGUGGAAUURAUAUUUAYUACCCCAUCGAAACCACCAACACCUGUAAGAGAACUUGAUAUAUAUGAAUUCGAUAAUCGUAAAAUGACAAUUUCUUUAAGAUGGAAAGAACCAUUACCACCUAAUGGAGAAUUAGAUCAUUAUAUUGUUAGUAAUUGGUACAAAUAUUUAUAUUUUUCAUGGUUUUCUGAUUCAAAUAACAUGUAUAUAUAUGCUAAUGAAUUUUGUGUACUUUGGGAAAAUUACAUCUGUUCAAAAAUCGUAUUACCGAGAAAUAUAUAUUCUACUAUAACUGUAACGGGAUAUAACAAAAAUGUUAGCUAUCCUGGAGAAUCAUCGACAAUUAUUUACAAUCCAGAAAAAUUUGCAACAAAAUCAGAUCCACCGAAAAAUUUACAAAUUAAAAUUGACCAUAAAGGUAUAACUGUAGAAACGAAUGAAAAUGUGCCUGAAAUUAAACCUACGGCACCGAUAGUAGCGAAAAAACGUUCUUUUAUUAAUCAAAGCAGAGAAAAUCUUUCAUGUUUGAUUAAUAAUACUCAAAACGAUGAUUCAAGUGUGAUGCCAAUAAAAGUAAAAGAUUUUGAGGAUUAUGUAAGAAAUGCAAUUAAAUCGGGAUUACUGGAUGAACAAUAUGAGAAAAAUAACAGCAGUGAUCCCAGAAACUUUUGCUUGUCUGAUCGACACAGUGUCGUAAAAUUAUCGGGUUCUCAGUAA